This is a messenger RNA of Microplitis mediator, 1132 nucleotides long. RefSeq lists its product as uncharacterized. The transcript is spliced from 3 exons. NCBI's taxonomy places the organism in Eukaryota, Metazoa, Arthropoda, Insecta, Hymenoptera, Braconidae. Bases 382 to 1119 code for a protein of 245 amino acids. The record is from RefSeq and is a predicted model, not a curated record.
GAUAAUGAAUGUGAGCACAAGCGAAGCUUAUUAGAUCCUAAGUAGAAAGUCAUUGUUUAGGUUCUGGCUAGUAUUUUUAAGUUCUACAGUACUUAAGUCUACGCAAUAGCUAACGUAGACCUAAAUUUCGACUCAGGUUGAAACCCAAGUUGCACUCUUAUUUUUUAGAGUUUAAUGCUGACAAUACGUUUUAGGGUUCUGAACUUAUGGAAUUUUGUUAAAGGUAUCGGCUAUGGAAUGAUUAUCAGCGAAAAUCUCGUUUUAACGGCAGCAAAGGCAGUUUCUGAGUUAAUAUAAUUACUCGUAGAUAUCCAAAUUUGUAGCUGGCAUAUAAAUGAAACUUAACUAUUUUUCAGUCAUAAAAUCAGACAUUUAGUAUUAAUGACUGCUUGCGACAUGAAUAGUCGCGAUGGAGGAACCCCUCAAUCUGAAGCUUGCGUAUACAGAAGAGUAUAUCUAAUCUAUUAUGAGAACAAAGCAUUUUCUACAGCUGUUAAAGAAAAUUAUUGGGCCAUGUUAAUUGUGGAUAAACCGUUUGAACUGACCAAGCGAGUGAAUACCAUUCCAUUGAUAAACGAUAAUAAUAUUGAUGAUAUCGAUAAAAAUAAUUGUUUGGUUUACCACUGGGUACUCGCAGUUGAUGACCUCGAUUCAGCAUUCAUUACAAUGGAGUAUUCAGUUGUGUCUGAUGUAGAAGGAUUCAAAAUAACCAAAGAUGAUGAACAAAAAUUUAAUGACGAUACAGACUGUAUUCUCGAUCCUUGUUCAUUUGAAAAAGAUUUCCAAGAUACGAAACCGUUCAAUAUGAGUUUCUUAGGAAGUCCAAUAGCAUGUCCGCUUAAAAGUGAUCCAACUACAUAUGUACAAGCUGGUUUUGCGACAGUUGUUUACGAAAUAAAUUCCCAAGAACCACUUGAAUAUGAACGUCUGACAGGAACUUUAUAUGAUCUAUCUCCUCGACAAGAGUCUCUUAAUGGAUUGGUAACAAGACUUACAAACUUAAUGGAGGAAAAAAAAAAAAACAUGAACUACUACAGUAUAAACCGUAAAAAUGAGCUAUUUGAAUUCAAAAUUACAAAAGUUUACAACCCAUACUGUAAUUUGAAAAUGUUUAUUUAAAAUAAAGUUAUUG